Molecule: messenger RNA, 9882 nt
Organism: Eriocheir sinensis (Chinese mitten crab)
Lineage: Eukaryota; Metazoa; Arthropoda; Malacostraca; Decapoda; Varunidae
Product: mucin-19-like
Exons: 26
Coding region: 2170-9114 (2314 amino acids)
Biological process (GO): proteolysis
Cellular component (GO): membrane
Molecular function (GO): serine-type endopeptidase activity; protein binding
Source: RefSeq, a predicted model, not a curated record
AGUGCAGUCCGUCAGUUGGUGUGUGCGGUGACGGCUGCAAGGAGGUGCGUGGUGACCCUCCGCUCGGAACACACUGGUCAGGCAGGAGGAAAAGAAACAAAAAAACAAAAAGGAAAGGCGAAACACGGGAAAGUAACGAUGCCAGUCACUUCUCGUUUGUGGUUGCGUCACGUCAGGUGUGUUUCGCGCAGCAGUGACAAAAAAGAAUAAUAAAAAAAAGGCUUACAGUGAAAUAGUGAUGCCUAACUAAUACGAGUGAUAAUUAAAGAAACACUAUACUAUAAAAAAAGUGCAGAGAAGCGAAGAAAGUGAAAAAAAAAGCAAAUCAAAGGAGCACAUUUCUCAUAAACAGUGAAAAGCAAAAGAGAGAAAAGAAAACAGUGAAAAAAGAAGGGAGAAAUAGAGGAGACCAAAGAAGAAAAACGAACCUCAUAAACAGUGAAAAAGAGGAGAAAGAAAUAUAUAAAAAAAAAAAACUGAAGAGGAGAAAGAAAAUAACAAAAAAAACAGUGAAAAAAAGGUGAUAAAGAAAGAAAAAAAGAGAAAGUGAACAAAACAAAACAAAAGUGACAAAAAAGUUAGAGAUAUAAAGGAAAAAAAAUAAAGAAAAUAAAAAGGAGACAAAAAGUGGACGAAACAAAACAAAAAAAAGUGUCAAAAUAUAAAGAUAAAAACUAAAAACAAAGAAAGGAAGAAAAGGAAGAGAGACGGAGAGGAGACACACCAUGAGAUCUUCCUCCUCCUCCUCCUCCUCCUCCGCCUCCUCCUCUCUCCCGUCAUUCCCUCCAGUCCAGCGUCCGGCCAGCACCAGGGCAGCGUGAGCCUCCCCGCCCCCUGCCAUGAGGCCGCGUCCUCGUGAAGGCCUGUCGGAGAGCACGAGGCGGCAGGCCGGGGCGCCGCGAGGACACGAGGCCAAGACCGAGGCCGACAAAUGACGAAGGGCUCACUGGAUGCCGCUAACCUAAAGAGAGGGAGAAGGUAACACAGAUAUCUCGAGGAAAGAAGAAAAAGAGGAGGAACAUAUACAGACGUAGUGAUAUAACAGAUACACAGUGAGGAAAGUGUUCACUAAAUUCCACAAACACGGAGGAAGGAAAUAGAAAACGCAGAAAUAUUAAGGAAAGAAGGAAAUUGUAUCUGUCGACUUACACCAAACAGGAAAAAUAAUACUGAAGUGAUAACAGUGAGGAAAUUGCUGACUGAAAUAACACAAGCACAAAGGAAGGUCAUAGAAAAAAAUUACAUUACUAAUAGAAAAGAAGAAAAUUGUACGAAUGUCUGCCUAAACAAAAAGGGGAAAAUAUAUAGACGAAGUGAUAAAAAAUAACAUAGUGAGGAAAGUGUUUAAUAAAUGACAGAAACACGUAGAAAGAAAAUAAAAAAUCACAUGAAAAUAGAUCGAAAAGAGAAGGAAAAGAAUAUAGAUCCGUAUAAUAUCCGUGAUCUCAGGAAAGGUAAAACAUAAUAGAUCAAGACUAUCUAGUGAAGGGGAAAGAAGGCAGUGAGGAAAAAAAUCUACUCUUUAAAAGUUGAAAGGAAGAAAAUAUAAACAACCCACGAAAUAUUUAAAAAAAGAAAAUAUAUAGAUCUAAACUUAACAUCCGUCCUCAGAGAAACAAAACAAAACAAAACAAAAAAAACAACACAGUGACCAAAAGGCUUAGAAAAUAACAUAAAUAGGAAAAUAGGAAGAACAGAACAGAACAUAGAAAAAAAAAACAGAAAAUAACCAGAAAAAAAAGAGAUAUAGAAAUACACAUCCACAUUCACAAAGAGGAAAAAAAAAACAUGAAUCCAGAAAUGCAAAAUAUUCCAAGCGAGUGAAGACGGAUCGUGAAGUAUUUUCCCAAACAAAUCCCUUGAAGGAAAAAGAAGGAAAAAAAAUAAUAGGAAAGGAAACAUCUAUUACUCCCACGAUGACGAAGGGGAAGUGUGGGUGAAGGCUGAGUGUGUGCGUGUGUACGUGUGUGUAUGCGUGAGGCCCCCCCCCUCACGCCCCACCCAAACUACAGUGUUCCUUUACCCGGAAAUACCUGCUGGGGGUGACUGAUUAACUAUACACCUGUGCGAGUUUGUGCGUUUGUGCGUGUGACUCACCUGCUCCUCGGCUUCUUGUCUGCUCUUCGUUUUUGAGUGGCGGUGAGCUGCGGCCGCCCCCCCGCCGCCGCCAUGACCUGCCACCUCACCCCCACCGGCGGGGACCUUCGCGCCAAUAUUGAGGGUCUGCUCAAGAAGUUCAGAGUGACGAAAGAGAACGAGAAGGAAAGCGAGAUCUUCACCCUCGCGAACCUGGACAACGGCUGCAUCAGAAAGUUUAUCGUGAAGAAGGUGGAUGAGUCGGCCUUCCUCGCCUCCAUCAACCGGCGCAACAAGGAGGACAGCAAAUCCCUGACCGACGAGAACGAGAACACGGCCGUGGUGGGGGCCGAGGAGGGCGGUGACGGGUGCCCGCUGGUGCCGCCCUCCCCCAGGCUGCCGCGGCGCCAUGUCGACGCGCAGCCGCUAGCCAACGGGCACGCCACGCCGCUCGAGCGAAAGUCGUCCUCCAACUUUAAGCUGGGAUGUGACGACGACUCGGACGACGACUGCAGCAUGACCGUCGAAGACAAGGAUGACCCCGGCGUAAUCAACCCCGCCUUCUCCUACGAGGAAGACGACGACGACGACCUCGGGCGGGGCGACGGCUCCACCACCUCCGCCAGGUCGUCCCCGGACACCUCUCCCUCACAGUCUCCAAAACUCAACUUCGGCAGCAUGAGUCCGCGGCCCAGCCCCAGACACUCGCCGGUGAGCCACCGGUCGGGUAACCUGAGCCACCGGAGCUCCGUGUCCUCCGUCAGGAAGGGCAUCCUCAAGAAGAGCGGCUCCUCCUCCACCAUCAACAUGGAGAUGGUCAACCUCGGCCUCCAGAACGCCGCCAUCGCCGCCGGGAACGCCGCCAACCUCAACGGGUACCAGCGGGCGCGCUUCACCGACCCCUACGACGACAACUUCGUCCCCAUGGACACGCACCGCUUCGUCGGCUCCUCAGAAGAGAACAACUACGCGAUGCAGCAAAAGUCUCUGGGCGGCCACCGCGUCAAGUUUAUCCUGGAGACCGGUAAGCCAGACCACGUGCACGGCUCCUACGACGACAUCCGGAUAGAGAAGAUGGAGAGGGAGCGGAUCGAGAGGAUUGAAAGCGACCCGCCCGCUGCGCAUGGCAUGCCUCCACUAACACCCCCUCAAACGCCCCCUCUUCAUCCCAUGACUCCCCAUAGCUUAGCUUGCCUUGGCUCGGCAGCACAGCACCGCCACUCUGCUGCACCGCCUCCCUCUUCCGCUUGUCUCCCCGACUUGGUGCCCCAGUCCAUGAGAGGGCCGGGUCCGGGAGGGAUUCACUACUCUCCUCCGCCCCACGCGUCGCUUCAAGCUCCUGUUCAUGUAGGUCAUGAAGAUGACGACGAGCUUGGUAGCAUUACCCCGGAACCUUCUGUACUUCAGCCAGGCGAGACUUUCGUGCAGAAGCAAGACGAGGCUUCCCUUCAGGAACAGAGGCGGGAGCUGCGGGCACUGCUCCUGCAGGACUUGGCAAACUUCCGGCAAGGCCACGGCUACCUGAUGGCCAAGGAGUUGGAGGAGAAAGUGGCGGCUCUGAGGUUGAGUAAGAGUGUCCUGCACCGAGUCAAGAUCCUCCAUUACCUCCGCCUGAGGGAGCGGCACUCCGGCAGCCUCCACCCGGCGCUGCUCGCCGCCAACCCUGACACCCUGCCGCCGCGCCGCUCGGCCCACCUGAGGCGGCCCCGGGCCAGGGCGGGAAUGUUCCUGGGGGACUCUCCCCAAGAGAGAAGUCUCCCGCCCAUCCCUGAGGAAGACACAGUGGGAGAGGCGCAGAGCCAAGAACACCCCGCACAUCGCCAUCACCUGGGAAUCAUCGCUACUAAGGCGGAGGAGCGCCGGCAGGGCGCCGUGCCGCUGGAGGCCCCGCCCGCGGGGGCUGAGAGACACGGCAGCGACGCGCCAGACGCACACCCCUUGAGUCACUCGUCGCCUUACCCCACGGGGCACGAGAGGCCGUCGUUGAAACGAAGAUUCCUAAAGAAAAAUGAAAAGGCUCUUCCUCAGGGCCCUAAUGGGACCGCCGAGGUGCCGUUGCGUGUCAGCAGCAUCAGCCAUCAGUACCUCGCCUCGGAUCGGCCAGAGGCAGCGGAGCCUCACGUCAGCAGCCUCGGCAAAAUGGUCCUCAAGAUAGAGAUCAACUGUAUGAGUCCCUGGGCGGACGCUGCUCAGCUUCCCUCCGACUCCACCGAAGCCCCGGGCAGCCCCUCGGCCCCUGCCGGCGGGCGACACACUACCGUCACGGACAUCGUGCUUGACGCCGCCUCCCCGCCGGUGCCGGCCUGCCCUACCCCCGCCACGCCUCCCGACGCCUCAUAUUUUACCCCCGUUGGCCUCAAGAAAGCCUCUGUCCUAGCCUCGUCACCAUCCCAGGGCCCCCCGGCCUGCCCUGGACCCUCGGCAGCCCCAGGCCCGUCCCUCAGCCCAGAGGUCGUGUACCAGGACCAGUCCACCUCCCAGGUGUCCCUGCCAAGCUCCGUCCAGGAACCCACUGGGGACGGCCAAGCGUCCCAGCCGUGCCCCCUGAGCAGCGGACCUACCGACUACCUCACCUGGGCGGCGGAGGUGACCCGGGAGGAGGACAGCAGCGGGAAGAACCUGGAGGUGACGAACAUGACGGACCGAGGCGGGAAGAAGUGUCUGUUGUUCUGCGCGGCGAUGUUGGUGCUGACCGGAGCUGUGAUCGUGGCGGGGCUGUACGGCUCUGGGAAACUAAAGACACUCAGGGACUACGGCAAAGGCAUAUCGAGUGGGCUUUCUGGAGGAGCCACCAAUCAGCCCGCCACCAGCCAGCCCUCCCCUACAUACGUGCCCAAUGCAAUCGAAGGCAAGUUUAAGAUCGACAACCACGAAUUCACGCAGGAACUGACGGAUGUAGACUCGGAGGAAUAUAAGAAAUUGGCGAAGGAUCUCGAGGCAGAGCUGAGGAAGACCUUGUUCCCUGAGCCCGUCCUACAUAACGGCAAGGCCAUUCUAAACCUGAAGAUCAUCAAAUUUGAGCCCGGCAGCAUCAAGGUGACAUUCAGGGUGGGCUGGACCUACUACGACGCGGAGAACCAGCAGGAGGCGCCGCUCAACCUGACGGCGGUGCGGCAGAACUUUGAGAACCGCAUCGUGAACAACACCCUGUACUUACUGGAAGAGGAGUACCGCGUGCCGCCAGACUCCAUCGUGAUCGACCGUUUGGUUGACAAGUGCCACAACAAUCGGUCACUCUGCUCCAAUGAUUGCAAGUUCUAUGAAGACAUCCUUCGCUUCAUAUGCACCUGUCCAGACCACCUCCUCCUCAUCAACACCACCACCUGCAUCUACCCCAACCAAACAACUACUACCUCAACAACUGAGGUUUCCAUCAAAUCCGACUUCAACCAAAUCCUCCAGAAUGCAGGCGGUGCCACCCUGGUGAGCAUCAAGCAGGAGGAUAUUGGAAUAGGCAUUGAGGCACCACCAACAGAGGAAGAGGAGGAGGAAGAGACAGAAGGUGACACAGAACCAAAGCCAGAGGAUGGAACAGUAGAUGGAACAGCUUCUAAUGUCACCCUAAAUGCCACCUCAGAAGAACCACCUCCCACCAAUGCCACGGAUGUGACCACAAGCACCACCACCAAUACUACCACCACCACUAUGACUCCUGCAUCACCAGGCUCCAAUGAAACAGUCUCUGAGGUCAGCUCAAUCAAUGCGACAGAUGUCACAAACAUGACGACCACAACCCCUGCCACCUCGGAAGUGCAGACCAACACUACAGGUAACGCAACGAUCACCGAAGCCGUGCCCGGCCAGGAGGAGCAGCCAGCCACCACCACCAAGAAGGCAGCAUCUGAAGAAGUGACUGUCAGCCCUGAGGAGCCAGAGCAGCCAGGCGGUGUUGAUGUUGCCAACACAACAGUUACAAGUGAAAACACCACGGCAGUGGAUGCUGCAACAGAACCUUCCUCUCUAAAUGUAACGGCCGUGACAAGCGAUCCAGCAUCAGUCACAACCACAACGGAGCACAGUACUAAAGAAGGGGAAACAGGAACCAAACAGGAAGAAGGAACAUUUGACGAGCUCCCCGUUCUUGAAGUUGUGACCAACACAACCCAUCACAGCAACAUAUCCAUUAUUAUUAAUGGCACAGAGUAUGAAGUGCCUCCACACUCAUUGAUCAAUGACAGUUCUUUGUUCCCAGAGAUUUAUGUGUCUCCUGGGACACGUCUGGAGGACAUCAAGUCCUUCACAAACCUCCCCGGCAAGAAAGUCAUUAUCCUGGACCUCUCGGCUCUUCGGCCCGGAGACUCACCCGGAAAUGUUGGGUUGCAGGAAAUGGAGGAAGCUAUGGGUGGUGAUGCUGCUAUUCCUGAUGAGAAGCAAAGUGGCACAGCUGUAGAAGAAGAAACACUCUCCCACAACACCACAUCACCCCCACCUGAUGCUGCCCCUCCAGAGGCUGUGAGUGAAGCCUCAAGCACGGUCACAGCUGCGAGUGCUGUCACAGAAAGCACCACCACUCAGGCAACUGAAAAACCUGCCGUUGUUGUAAAUGCAAAUGAAAUUCCAGCCCACGGAGACACUGUAGAAAGUAAACCUGUGGAGGAGGAACUUCUUAAAGAGGUGGUGACCAUUCCUGCUGUUCCUUAUGAAGGCAAUCCAAUCUUUGCCAAUAAAACACCCCCAUCUGUGAGAACCACCACCACCACCACCACCACCACCACUACAGCAUCUCCCUCUACCACUGCUGCCCCAACCACCACUACUGCUACCCCCACCACCCCUGCUUCACCCACAACUCAGGUGCCUGCAAUAGAAGUUAACAAUGUUACCCAAGCUGCCAGCACCACCACCACGCAGGACUACGACACCAAGGGGGAGGAGGCCCCGGUUGACAGCCACCCAUCAAUCUUUGACGCCAUCUUCAGCGCCAGCUCUGAUCUCAGCAGCAUGAAGGGAAACACCACCUCAGAUGGUGAUCUUUCCACCACCACCACCACCACCACCACCACCACCACCACAGCUGCCACCACCACUACCACAGCAGGAAGCACCAACUCCUCUGAGACACACCACUCAGCUCCCUCAGAGGCUGAGUCCAGUGUGUCCUCCAGUGAUUCAGCACCCAAGGUGUUGUGUAGUGAAGACCAGGUGGAGUGCACCAAUGGCACCAGUCCGCUGGGUCGCUGCAUCCCUCGCAGCGCUCGCUGCAACUCCGUCAUGGAUUGCACCGAUGAAUCAGACGAGCUUGACUGCAAAGAAAACAACUGCUUUGGCAACUUCCAGUGCCAGGACGGGGAGUGCAUCGAGCGGCUCUACGUGUGUGACGGCGUCACCAACUGCCGGGACGGUGACGAUGAGCUGAGCUGUGAGUCUUGGGAGUGUAAGGAGGAUGAGCUCAAGUGCGGCGGCGGCGCCCCCUCCCCGUGCAUCCCUCUCUCCCUGCGCUGCGACGGCCAGCCGGACUGUGCCGACCAUUCCGACGAACUCAACUGUACCGAGAUGUGUCCCGGGGACGAGUUCCGGUGCAGGGAGGGCUGGUGCAUCCCGAAAGCACGGACCUGCGAUGGGCGGCCUGACUGUCACGCAGGGGAAGACGAGGAGGACUGCGAGUGUUCUGGGCUGGACGAGACCCCGUGUGACGUUGGCGGGUGUGUGCCGACCUUCCAGCUGUGUGACGGCCUGAGGCAGUGCAAUGACGGCUCAGACGAGUGGAACUGUGUCAGGAUUGACAACAGGACUCGCCAGCUGGAAGUCAGGAGCGGGAAGAGCCGGUGGAGUGCAGUGUGUGGCGAGGGGUGGACCACUCAGUGGAGUGACCUGGUGUGUGAGUUGCUUGGCGCUGCAUACUCAGUCAGCACAGAGGUUAAGCGUGUGGCGGAAUCGGUGCCUCGGCCACGAGUGAAGCUGUCACAGAAGACCGUGCUGGGUGCUGACAUAUCGCUGCAGUACGUCCUCAAGUCUGACUGUUCCAGCGACAACCUGGUGCACCUCUCCUGUGAACAUCACUCCUGUGGGUCCUGGAGCCUCAAGGAUGAAAUGUUGGAGGAACAUCAGCUGUCAGCUGGUGAGCAGCCCCCAGCCACAGAGGGACAGUGGCCCUCACUGGCACUUCUAUUGAGGACACACCCAAAUAAGAAUGACACACACGCCCAGGGCCAGUACUGCUCAGCCACCAUUGUAGCCCCAAGCUGGGUCCUGGCCGCAUACACCUGCCUUUCUUCAAAGGAGAAUGGCAUGGAGCCCUCCACCUGGGCCAUGGUGUCCGGCGUGGCCUCCCCCACCGGCUCCACCGAGUUCCAUCACGUGACGAAGAUUCUGCCUUUCCCCGGCAUGGUGCGAACCGGUGGCCUGUGGACCGGGGACGCAGUGCUGCUCCGCCUGAAGAAGCCGCUGGUGUUGGGACCAAACACUCAGCCUGUGUGCGUGCCUGACGUGCCGCCCCGCAGCACCGCCCGCUGCGUGGUGACCGGCUGGACGCGUUCACAUGACGGCUUGGGUGGCCAGAGCCAGUUCCUGCACUACCUCCCCGUGCCCACCCUGGCCCUGGACGCCUGCAACACCACCCACUACCCCGGCCGCCUCAACCCCACACACACAUGCGUCGGCUUCUCCGUUGCCCAGCACGCACCCUGCCAUGGCGACGAGGGCAGUCCACUCAUGUGCCGCAGUGAGUCUGGUGCGUGGCGUCUGGAGGGUCUGCUCACCCACCACGCCCGCUGCGGUCGUGCUGGUCACCCCGCCAUCUUCACCGCCCUCCACGCCCUCCAGCCAUGGCUCAGCAACACCAUUGGCACCCCCUACGUCCCCAGCCUCCCCCACACGUCCACCAUCACCACCACCACCACCACCACGACCCCAGCUUCCACCACUGUUCUUUCAAGUACUACAACAGUCACUAGUGCCUCCACCUCCACCACACCUCCCUCCUCCACUGCCACCUCAGACACCAUAUCAGUGUCUGCUGAAGGCAAUGGGGCCGCCAAUUCCACAGAGCUGAAGGAUGAUCUUCCGCCACUUUCGUCCCCCGGCAAGGCCCCGCUAUAGCAACAGCUGGGCCCUAGUGGUGUGUCGUCGUGAAAGGUGCCAUACGUGCCGUUAAUGUGCUAUGAUAUGUGCUAAACCGUUACAGUAUCCACAAAUGAUAAAUACAACACUGUAAUGUUUCUUGAGCUUUCUGUGAUCUUAGAUUUGUUGUACUAUAGAAGACUGACAGGAUAAUCAUUAGCAUUGUUGACUCUUGUUAAGUCUGGGGGACCUUCCCCCUCCCCCCCAGAGCAGGACUGGCCAGUGUCAGCAUCCUGGAAAUGUGAUGCCGAGUGUGGAGGUGAGUGGCAGGGUGUGGGCCUGUGCCGACCACGGGGACCCAGCGUGAGCCUUGGACUCCUUGGUGCUGAGGGUCAGGAGAGAGAAGCCUGAUGGUGUGCUGAACAAAACUAUCUGAAUAUUAAGCAUUAAAUUGAAGUGUGUCAGCGAGAGAGUGCAGUGCUGGGAGGCUUGUGAAAAGAGAAGUUUAUGUGGUCUUGGAAGAUGGCAAGCAACUGUGAUGCUUUUCUACAUUGAAUAAACUCAUCCAGUGUACAGCGUAGUGUUGUGACGUUUAGUGUUACAGCCAUUUGUCUGUGACAAAUGAGAACGUGGAUCAGUCUCUUAUACAUGAAAGACGUGUGUAGAAUUUUUAAGCAGAUUAUCUACCAAAUGACUCCAGUAUUGUUGAAGUUUGUUGUAGAACAUAUCCUUUUGUGAUAAAGAAAGGUUGUUGUUACAUCCUGAACAGUGUACAUAAUAAUAACAGCCAUAUAUAUAUAUAUAUAU